AUAUUCUCCCCAGAUCCAUCGUCGGAAUUACGACAUGACGUAUACGUAUACCCACCUAGACGAGUUCUUCAAGCUCUCUACUUGGGACCGAGAUAUCAAGGGUUCCUUCGGCCUACAGCCCCCACCUGGCAACUGGGAGGGCUUCAGAAAGCGUAUAGCGGAGCUACAAGGACAGUGCGCCGAGGACGAGAGUAUCAAAGUCAUCUUUGCUGCCCGACACGGUCAAGCUGAGCACAAUGUGAUCAAGGACAACUACAGAGUGCCUCAAGAUCUCAUACUUUCCGCACGCCAUCUGUUCCAGAAAGGGAAAUGGGCCACAGCUCACGUUCUCUAUCCUAUUCUAGAUCCCGACCUCACUCCGCUAGGACGUGAGCAAGCUGCGGCGCUAGGUCAUGCCCUACGACGCGAAGCCGGCCGGGGAAUGCCCUUGCCCGAAAGGUACUUUGUCAGUCCUCUGAAACGAGCUGGUGAGACAUGCGGCAUUGAAUGGGGAUGGGUAUUUGGAGAGCCAGAUGAUGGUGGCAAGGGUCACGGUGUAAAGGCAACUGUCCUCGAUAACCUUCGUGAACAUCUUCACGUCCACUUGUGCGACAAACGCUCCAAACGUUCCGAGCUGGAAAAGGAGUUCCCAACCUUCACGUAUGAGCCAAGCAUGACGGAAGAGGACGAGCUUUGGGAACCGUUAGAGGUGAGAGGUCGGGAAAGUGACGAUGACUUGGUAGCCAGGCUGGGGGUCGGGGUAAGGCAAGCCCUGGACGCGAGUGAAGGAGCCACCUGUGAAUGUUUCGUAUAGCACAUCCUGAGACUGAUCGCUAAUGUCAGUCACAGACCUGAGUAUAACUUCACACUCGGAAGCUAUCCGAGGCGUGUACAAGGCUCUAGGUGUCCCGCCGAGAGAUUUGGUCGUUGGGCAAAUGAACAUCAUCGUUCUUCGCAUCAAGAAGGUUGCAGAGUAAUUGUUUCGUAAGUAGAUCAGUAGAAAGGUAGAUUAUGAUCAUGAUGUGCCAGGGUCCGCUUGUUUGGGGAGACACUUGCAUGCAUACUGUAAGAG
Molecule: messenger RNA, 1051 nt
Organism: Cryptococcus amylolentus CBS 6039
Lineage: Eukaryota; Fungi; Basidiomycota; Tremellomycetes; Tremellales; Cryptococcaceae
Exons: 6
Coding region: 35-793 (252 amino acids)
Cellular component (GO): cytoplasm
Molecular function (GO): phosphatase activity
Source: RefSeq, a predicted model, not a curated record